AUGACUACUUCAUCGCUGCUUAACAACUUUGACCCCUUCGCCACACAUCCCUUCACCAAUACCUCCGGCAUAAUGCCUGAGCCACCUCGGCCCUCGCAGCACACAUCAUCAUAUCCUGCGACAGCAUAUCAGCCAUCGCAGCCGUCGAGAAAUCCCUCGCAGCAGCAGGGCACGCCCAGGUCUCCUAACGGCCAGGCAGCACAGCCCAUCUUCGUGCCUUUUCGACAGGACACGUCGUCACCAGACCUGUCCCAAAUCCUAAAAAAGAAGUCCUCAUAA
Molecule: messenger RNA, 279 nt
Organism: Pleurotus ostreatus (oyster mushroom)
Lineage: Eukaryota; Fungi; Basidiomycota; Agaricomycetes; Agaricales; Pleurotaceae
Exons: 1
Coding region: 1-279 (92 amino acids)
Source: RefSeq, a predicted model, not a curated record